Molecule: messenger RNA, 933 nt
Organism: Glossina fuscipes
Lineage: Eukaryota; Metazoa; Arthropoda; Insecta; Diptera; Glossinidae
Gene: Sgt1
Product: protein SGT1 homolog
Exons: 1
Coding region: 182-733 (183 amino acids)
Biological process (GO): protein stabilization
Molecular function (GO): protein-folding chaperone binding
Source: RefSeq, a predicted model, not a curated record
UCUCUAGAAAAUGUCAAUAAAAGCACAACGUAAUAAAAUGACAACAAACAUCGUAUAUUUUUGACAAUCAUCUCGGGAACUUUUAUAAAUUUAUUUAUAAAUUACUAAGCACAAUAAUACAUUUUCACUUCAUAUUCAAAUAAAAAGAAACAAAAAAAAAAAACCUACAAUACUCACCAAAAUGUCCAUUCGUCAUGAUUGGUAUCAAUCGGAUGCAAAAGUUGUCGUAACAGUGCUGCUAAAAAAUGCCAAGGAAAAGAAUUAUAAAGUUACAAUUGAGUCGAAACAUCUCAACAUGACCGCGGAUGGUUACGAACUCGAUUUAAGACUUUAUGCUCCCAUUAAUGUGGAACGUUCGUUUUAUAAGGAUUACCCGUCGAAAGUAGAAAUAACAUUGGCAAAACAAGCGGGCAUACGUUGGGAAUCACUAGAAACCAAGACGGCAUCUGUUGCACCAAUAGCUCCCCCACCUAUACACAAAAAGAACUGGGAUAGUUUGGCUAAGGAAGUCGAAAAAAAGGAAGAGGAAGAAGCACAAAGUGAGGAAGCCCUGCAACGUUUAUUUAAGAAAAUCUACAGUUCUUCCUCGCCUGAAGUGCAAAAAGCCAUGAAUAAAUCAUUUUCUGAAUCUGGCGGCACUGUCCUUAGUACUAACUGGAACGAAGUGUCUAAACAACAGGUGGAAGUUAAGCCUCCCGAAGGUACAGAAUUUAAGAAAUGGGAUGAAAUUUAACUGGCGUGCAUGCAGAGGUGGCUUUCAUUUCUACUAACUACUAUUUCACUAUUUAAUAUAGCUAAUGAGCGAACAUCAGUAAUCUCUUGCGAUAAUAUUGUAUUUUUGUCUAAUGUCUUUCCAAUUUUGAGUUUAUAUUUUUUUAUUAUUAUUUUGUCUCUUAAUAAAACGCGAAUGCGAUCCAGUUUUCCUUAACUUUA